Molecule: messenger RNA, 5594 nt
Organism: Owenia fusiformis
Lineage: Eukaryota; Metazoa; Annelida; Polychaeta; Sabellida; Oweniidae
Source: the annotation of a GenBank genome assembly
CUAUUCCGGCUGUGAUGUUCUUAGUAAGAUACCUAUGAUAGGAAAAAUGGAAAAGUCAACUGGAGUUGAUAUUUGUGUUAGAGGAAUGGGCUUUUCACUGACAAAACAAUUGGCAGUGACGUCUCGUUCUUUCAAAACUCCUACUGCAGUCAGUGUUUGGAACGGAGAUCAGCAGUUUGAUUACAGGUUGCCCCCUUCUGCACAUGUAUGGUUGGCCGGUGAAGCACACAAGGCAAUAUCGGCGAAACCGUUUUCCGUGGACAUCUCAGCAGAUGCACAACUUUUCGUGACCGUCCCGAAUCCUCAUAAGAUACUCACUCAUGUAUUUUUGGAGAAAUGGACCGUUUUGGCCGAGGCGAUAGGUGGUGUUAAUGUUGCUGUUUCGUUUGAGCUAUUUGCUAAGAAUUAUACCAUAUCGUUGCCCAAAGCAGCGCUGGUGGGAACAUUUGCUCUGCUGGAUAUUGGUGGUUUGGAGUUAAGGAAGUGGUGCGCUCCAAAUGCCAAUCCACCCGGUAUGUUUGCCUCGUUCUACCUUACCGUUAACCCAUUCAGAGAUGUACCCAUACUUCAAAACUGGGUGUUCAAUUUCGACGUUAUUGCUUAUGGAUUUCUCACAUAUGAAGUUUCUGAUGAUUUGGAGAAACUUCCAACGUACAGUAUUUGGAAUGAUUUGCUAGAAGUUCAAAUUAUCGUGGAACAUCUAGAGGGCCUAAUUGCAGAAAAUAUUUUGAGAUUCAAGGAGAUGUUAACGUCCACCGCUGUUGAUCUAUUCAGCACAUUUAAGAUUGGGGUUUCUGAAACCAUCGACGUGAUUAAAAAAGCAAUUAGUGAUAUCAAAGCUGGCAAGUUUCCAUCAAUUCCAGAUUUGAUCAAACCAGUAAUGACUGCAAUCGAUAACAUAAAAGGCAAAUGGAACACAUUUAAAGAUGAAAUUGAAUUCAAUAUUGAUGUCUUAAAAUCAAAUGUUACAACUUUCAUCAAUAAUGAAGUAGAGAAAAUUAAGAACAACACGAAGGUAUUGAUUGAGAAAAUAACAGGUGAAAUCAUGGAUGUGACAGAAAACUAUUCAGGAUAUGGCUUGAAAGCAUCUGUGGAUAUCAACAUAUUUGGUCUUCAUUUUCCCUCUCUCGACGUAGAAUUUGUCUACAGUGUUGGGUCGCUAGGGCAAUGCAGUAGGUUUAAUUAUAUGUAUAACAUACUUAAAGGAAAGAAUGCCUUGCGAGCGAUGGGUAUGUUUACUGCUUACAAGAAAUUUGGAUAUAUCUUGGAGGUAUCGAAGGGCUUUGGAUUGGAAAUUGCAUUUAGCGAGGAAGCCAUAGAAAAGACAAUUGUACAUUUCACUGCUAGAUCUAAUUUCCUUGGUCUAAAAAAACGUGUCGACGUGUUCAUAUCUCUGUACAAACUUGGAUUUGGCUUUGAAGCAAAUGUAUUUAACAUAUUCCGUGCGAGAAUGGAUGUCGAGUCUACAGUUCCGGGUUUCACGCCUUUUAAAGAUCUACUAUAUAGAGUGGCAGUUCAGUUUCUCCCUGGCGGAGAUGACUCCUUUGAAGGGAGCUUUGGUGAUGCACUGAGGCGGGUUAUUCAGAACAUUGCUAACGAAGCAGAGGACAGAUUAACGGUUGCACAAGAUGGACUGGCGGCAGCAAGAGGCGAUCUUACGAGAGCACAACAAUGGCUCGAAGAUAAAAAGAGUGACGUUGACAAGGCAAAUGUUGUAUUCGAUAGAGGCGUUCAAGCGCUACAAAGGGCAAAGGAUGCUGUGGAAGAAGCAAAGGGUCCUCUAAAAACAGCGUUAAAUAAACUAAGUGCAGCCCAAAAAAAUAUUGACAACCUUUGUAAGAUUACAGAUUGUAAGCCAUGGUGUAUCCCAGGGAUCAAAUGCAGGUUCUGCACAAAGAAAGUUUUGUUCGUUAGAAUACCGUGGCUAUGUUGCUCCUGGACAAGCUGCAUGAUAAAAUUUCCUAAUCUCCUUUGUUUGGCUAAAAAUGCUGCGUGCUGGGUAAUAAGAAAACUUGCUUAUGUGGCCUUGGAGAUAGCCAAAAUUGGUGUUCGAGCCCUUAUGCUCCCAUUUGACAUUGCAAAGGCGGCACUUAGUGUAGCACAACUCGUUGUAGAUAAGGCUAGAAUAGUAUUAGAUGUCGCAAAGGGAAUUCUCACGCUAGCUCAAGUUGGAUUGGAAGCAGCUAAAGGAAUUCUUAAAGGGACUGAGCUUGCUAUCGAGGCAGUUAAAAUAGCGGUAAAAUUGGGUUUAAAACUCGUGGACUUGAUAAUUCAUCAUGGUCUGCAAAGUUUGAUUGAUAUAAAAAAAUGUGGUUUUUCUGCUGAAAUCUCAACAAAGGACAUAUUCGUGAUUGAUGUAUUCUGUGAAAUUAAUGUGCUUCGACUCGGAUGGCGAAACAUUAGUGUAACUAUCAAUUUUCGAAAUAUAUUAGAAUCACUCUGGAAUGCGGCAAAAUCUGUCAUCGAACACCUAACAAAUAUGAUUUUAUUUGGACGUAGGAAGCGGGAAAUAGAAUACCGGCAGUCACAUAUUAUCCAUAAACUGUAUCGUAGCCUUCGGGAAGUUGAUGAUUUAGAUGGACUCAUAACUGAUGGUGUAGAUAGUGAUAUCCUAUCAGAUGUCUUGAACAGUACAAUCGAUGUGACAGAAAAAUACGAAAUGCAAAAUGAAACCGCAGAUGAGGAUGAAACAACAAUAAGAAUAGAAGCUUUUAAACGAAAGUGUGAGCAAUAUAAAAAGAUUGAAGAAUUUCUUACAGGAGCUGCCCAAUCCCUUUUUGAAAUCACAAAUGAGACAAUAACAGGGAUCAAUGCUUCAAGAAUUGAUCUAAACAAUGAUGAGCUGAACACUUCGAACGUGGGGUCGAUUGGGAUAAAUGUAAAUGAUGGACUGACUAUUGAUGAUUUGGGAAAGCUUGGAAUCAAUGUUACAGACGCCUUUGUAAACUAUGGAAUAACACCAGAACAAUUGAUUUUGACAAUAAAGGGCGCUAAUAUUGAACAAGACGAAUCUGUAAACGAACUAGAAAAGACCAUGAACCAGACGAAGUUAGAAAAUGAAAAACAGUUACAGAACGCUGAGACCUUUCCCCUUAUGUACGUCUGGCGAAAUGCGAUGGAAAAUGCAACUGUUUUCUAUUGGGACGAGGAUCGAUGCAAUGGAUUCAAAGACUGUAUGCUUAUAAGUUUCUUAGAACUUUUCGAUCUUUACAAUAAUACAGACGCCCCAGGUGCAGACGAUAUGAAAUACAUGACCCUCAAACUGUCUGAAUUAUUUUCGGAUCUCAUUGAUAGCAAAAACAUCUCUAAUAAUGAAGCAAUGGAAUUGACAGAUGCAAUUUUGAAAGUUCUUCAACAUGCAACGGAGAAGAAAGUGUUUUGUGCCAAAGCUCCAGAAAUAAAAAUACCAACUGAGCUUAAUGUGAAACUUGGGGAAAAGUUCGCCAUUGUCUGUAAGACAACUGGGGAUUUAAUAAAAGACAUACAUUGGGAACGGGAAGGUGAACUUUUCAAUGCGUCGAGUAAUGAAACGAUUGAUACAACCGCGAGCUUAGAUUCUGAAGGAAGGUAUACAUGCGUGGCAUCCAAUCACAUCGCUACUGUCAGAGCAACAAUGUAUAUCAGCUUGAUAGAGCCACCUGUAAUUGUUGAACAUCCCGAAUCAACGAUAGCUACAGUUGGUAACCCCGAUGGUGUAACAUUUAAGUGUGUUGUCAAAGGUAUUCCAACACCGAAUAUCACUUGGAAACGCAUAUUAAACGACGGAGAGAAUGAAGUAUUGAAUGUGACAAAUGCACAAUUGACAGUGUUUAAUCCUAAAAGAUCUGACGAGGGCAAGUAUCUAUGCGAAGCAAAUAAUCAACACGGCAGUGCUUUGUCUGACCAUGCAAGGUUACGAGUAUUGGAAGCUCGGGUUGCGUUCCCUGGUGUGUAUCUGAGACUUGGCUACAUCAAAGUUGUGAAAGAAAAUAACAUCACUAAAACGGAGUACAAUCUUCCAUUGUUGCACCAUAACGAAACGGAGCCAGAUUUAAAGCUCGCAAUAAAAAAGAUUUUACGAGACACGGAUGAACCUUCUUUGCUGGUCAUGCAUAGUUUAACUAGCGAUGGAAACACUGAUGGCGGGGCGAUCACCCUUCAGCUGCGUAUUGGGGAAUAUAAAAGUAUGACUAAUGAAGCCUACCUAGAAAUGCAAACUUUAUUUGAGAACUGGUCAAAUUUGUUGGACAGGAUAUUGCAAAGAUUUGAAGACUCAUGCGAGAACGAGCAGAUCCUUACAAAACAGACUGAUGCACAAUUGCAGUAUGCUUUUGAUCGAUCGCAAUUUGCAAUUAGUCGAAAGACAGAGUGUCCACGUGGACACGAAUUAUAUCCGGAAGAGAAAUGGCGUAUGAUAUGCGUUCCAUGUUUAGAAGAUACAUCAUUUACACUGGAGGGGGAGCAAAAGAGACUUUGUGUCCAAAAAUUGAAAAACAUGACAUCUGACUGUCUCACCGGUGAUAUGUGUAAGGAUAAUGACCCCGAAAGAUGCCUGUUCGACGAUUGUGAAGUGGAAGAAAUCAACAUUAGUGAUAACGUGAAUGGUGGAUUGAAACCAGAGAUAAUUGGAUUAAUCACUGGUGGAAUUUUACUUCUUGUGGGUAUUACAAUCGUCUGUAUUAUAUUAUUAUGCAGAGGAAUGAGACGAGCCGCUACUAAAUCCAAAUAUGAAAACCCACGAGACACUACUGAUACACAACAUGAUAUCGCUGAACUCAAGCCUAUGGAAUGUAUUCUGUAUAAAAGUUCGACUAUGCCUGAUACGAGUCAAGAUUAAAUGUGGAUAUCUACUUAUAAAAUCUUCCGAAUGUCAUUAAAAGGCGUGGUCGGAGAACAAAUGAUAGAUCUGGGAACAUAUAUACACUGUAGAGUGUAGAGUGUGUGUAUAUCUUAUUUAUAAAACGCAUUUGUAGAAUAUUCAUGUAGUAGUUAUCAUUCAAAACGUUUAAUCAAUCAAAACAAGUAAUUUGAUAAUAUAACAUGAAAUAUAUGAAGUGUUUUCAACAUAACCAGCACUUCUAUAAAGGCAAACGCUUAGAUUGCUUUAUGGUUUUUGACGUUGGAGUAAAAAUCUCAUUUUGUAGAGUAAUGUCAAUAUACAAGGGGCGUACAGUAAGAUGGCACACGGUCUAACUUUCCCAUUCAAUGUUUAAACUUAAUAUUUUCGCAAAAUGUUUAUUCGUUUGAAUGGUACAUGCAAUUUCGUUGAAACAUCUUUUAUUUUCGCAUUAACAUGCCUAGAAUGAUGUUUAUGGGAAAGAUUGUGCACUUAAUUCAAUCGUGCCCAAUUAUUCUAUGAUAAUGGACUUUGUGGGAGUGGAGUGUGCCAAAAUCACAACGAUACAAGGUCCCGAUCAUCGAUGUCUAGUCACAAAAGUACUCAAAUCUCAAAAUAAUGUUUUGACCUGAGCAAAUGAGUCAUUUUUCUUGUUUAUAAUAUUAUAUCAUAUUUGUUGGUCAUGGUUCUUGUCCCUGUGAAAACUCAGUUGCACUCCUAUACCUUAGUUCUCCUACUUUUGCCAGUGCUAACCCUAUAUAAUAUGCAUCAAUCUAAA